Dacryopinax primogenitus is the source of this 1620-nucleotide messenger RNA. Its product is annotated as cytochrome P450. The transcript has 4 exons. Gene Ontology annotation, molecular function: oxidoreductase activity, acting on paired donors, with incorporation or reduction of molecular oxygen; monooxygenase activity; iron ion binding. Bases 1 to 1620 code for a protein of 539 amino acids. NCBI's taxonomy places the organism in Eukaryota, Fungi, Basidiomycota, Dacrymycetes, Dacrymycetales, Dacrymycetaceae. The record is from RefSeq and is a predicted model, not a curated record.
AUGACGAUCUCCAUUUACGCCCUCUCCAUCGCCCUCAUACCUUACACCACACUGCUUCUACCCACAAACAUCCCAAUCCCAACUUCUCUUAUCCAACCGCUCAUCGCUUUUAUUUCUUUUCUGCUCCUCUCCACCAUCCUCUCACACACCUACGACAUCCUGCGGCGUCCUGCCAACCCACAGAAGUACAAGAUAAUCCGCUAUCGCGACCUUCCAGGACCACGGGCAACCAGCCUCAUCUGGGGACUCGAGAAGGACUUGUACGACGAUUCCCCUCCAGGCCGACUACUAGAGCGCUGGUCAAAAGAGUACGGCGGGGCAUACAGAUUCCGGGGUGUCUUCGGAGCGAAAAACAUCACCCUCACUACCCCGGCAGCGCUGCAUCAUGUCCUCACCACAUCAGUCUAUCUCUACCCUAAACCCCUAGGCGGCCGGCUCUGGCUAGGUAACCUGCUAGGCCAGGGAGUGCUCGUCUCCGAAGGCCAAGUGCACGCAAGACAGAGAAAGCAGCUAGCACGGGCGUUCACACCCCAAGCACUCAGGGGGCAGCAUGCGAUCUUCGAGCGUCUAGCAGAAGGAGUCGUCGAUGCUUGGAAGUCUCUUCUUGCCCGCUCCCCCUCUUCAGGGGAAGGAGGGGAAGGGGAAGGGACGACAAUCGACGUCCAGUACUGGGCUAACCGGCUUUCGCUGGAUGCGAUCGGCCUAGCUGGGUUCGGGUACUCUUUUGGCUCGCUAGAGUCUGCCGUUGAGGGGACAGAACAACAUCCCCUGGCGAGGACGUUCGACAAGCUUACGGAUUCGAGUGGGACUUAUGCGGCGUUCGUCCUCCGGGCGGUGUUGUUCGUCUGGCCUGGCGUGCUGAGGAUACCGAGUAAGAGGACGAGGAGCAUCGGGGAAGUCCGCAACUCUCUUGGAGGGGAAGUGAAGCGCGUACGAAGGGAAGCUGACCAGGAAGGCAAGACCGUCAUCGGUAUCCUAGAACAACAAGCAGCAGCAGAAGGGAGCGGGAUAGCAGACGAAGAGGUCGAAGCGCAGAUAAUGACACUCGUGUUCGCCGGGUACGAAACGACGUCCACGGCCAUAGCGUGGGCGUUGUACGAGCUCGCUCUCCACCCCAGCUCUCAAUCCGAGCUCCGGGCCCAACUCCGGCUCUCCCCCGACUAUCCCCUCCUGUUGGACGCAGUGAUAAGGGAGACACUGAGGCUGCACCCGCCUGUGCUAGACUUGCACAGGAUGGCAGAGCAGGAGGACCUUGUUCCUCUCGGUGAGGGGAAGGCGCUCUGGGUCGAGCGGGGAACGGUAGUGUACGUACCGCUCAAUGUGCUCUCUAACGAGGGUCGGGAAGCUCGCUGGAACCCCGAGCAAUGGCUCGUCCCCACUGAGGGGAAAGAGCGAGAGCGAGAUAUACAAUGGGCGUUCUCCGACGGCCCGAGGGUGUGUAUAGGCCGCGCCUUCGCACUGGGAGAGAUACGCACCGUCGUCGCUGCCCUCCUGAGGGAAUUCGAGUUCGCACCAGAGGGGGAGAAGGAAGUGGAACCGUUUUACAGCUUUGUGGUUAGGCCGAGGGUGAGGGGAGAGAGGGGGAGUACGCUGCCUCUCCGUGUGAGGAGGGCGGCGUGA